Messenger RNA from Leopardus geoffroyi (Geoffroy's cat), 2651 nucleotides. It is a transcript of the gene ENDOU, whose product is annotated as endonuclease, poly(U) specific. Gene Ontology annotation, biological process: immune response. NCBI's taxonomy places the organism in Eukaryota, Metazoa, Chordata, Mammalia, Carnivora, Felidae. The transcript is spliced from 11 exons. The coding region runs from base 1296 to 2474 and encodes 392 amino acids. Gene Ontology annotation, molecular function: scavenger receptor activity; polysaccharide binding; RNA endonuclease activity. The record is from RefSeq and is a predicted model, not a curated record.
CUGAGGGGGACACGCCCUCCUACUUCACCCCUGGCAAAAAGUCACUAUAGAGUAGUCUCAGUCGUUCAUCAAUUGUGCCUUUUCAUUGGAGAGUUUUCUUCUAUUGAGAGGGCAGAAUCUCCAUGCGGUGUUCUUUCUGGAACAGGGCGUUUUAGCAGAUUUUACCUUCGACAGGAGGGAAAAUGUGGCAGCCCCAAGUUCCUGCACUUCUGCUCUUGGACUUGGGGAGCAAGGAUGCUGAGAAGCCUCAUCUCUCUGGGGAGGGUCCUUGGGAAGAUGAGUGUAAGUAAGGGAUGCAGGGAGCAGGCUGCUGGGCCCCCAGGAGAGGAAGGGUGGGCCCUCUGGCUCCCUCUAAGACCUCUUGCCCAUCCCUGGCCUGGAUGACCGUAAAUCAGGAAGCUGUGAGAACCUGGAACAUGUAAAACCUGAGCUGCUGACUCAGCAAGAGUUAGAGACCAUUUGCACACUAUUGCUGGGGUGACUGAGCUCUGUGUGGCUUGAUGUUAACAAGGGCAGCCCCUCUUCCCGACCCACACCUCCUAUAUCUCUCCUUCCGCUGCCCCCCACGCUUGCCUGAGCACUUACUGUUUUUCAGACCUGUAAUGACCACCUUUCUCUGUUCCUCAUAUUAAGCCCCAGGAACUUAAAGAUGAAGCGAGGCUGUAGCUCCUUGGAAAGUCAGGCCUGUGGCUUGCAGGUGGGUCGGUGUUUGGAGAGCAUCACCCAAAGAUAAGCCCAUCAGUGCUCCCAAUUUGGACAGAGGAACCCCCCCCCCCCCCAAACUAGAUCCAUCUUGCUGUGCCUGUUUGCAUGACCUAUUUCUCUGGCUACAAACAGCUAGCAUUACCUGUUCUAAACAUCUGGAAUUACCUGCCUGCUUAGUCACCUUCCCUCUGGCUUCAAACAGCUGCAGGGCCCCACCCCCUCUCCACCUCCUGUCCAUCUAGGGUCCCUCCCUCCCUUUUUUCUUCCUGGAAGGAUCUGGAGGUACCAGAUCCACAAGUUCCGAUGCCUUUAAAAGGAUCAGCCUGGGAAAUAAGGCUCAUUUGAGAGCUGUGACGUUCACCUUGACUCUAGUGAAAGUCCAAACAGCCAGUCCCCUUUUGGCCUCCAACCGGGCACCAUGAGGGCCUGCGUGCCCUUGAUAGUGGCCAUGCUCUGCAGCCUGGCCUGGGCUGGCUUCUCUUGAAAAACUAGAGGCUCUGGCAACACCGAGCCUGCGUCCCGACAUGGCAGCAAGUGACUGGAGCUGAGAGUGGCUGCCAAUUUCAGGCAGAGCAUCCCUGCCAAGAAAAAUGGAGUCAUGUGCGUCUCGCUGUAAUGAGAAAUUUAACCGGGAUGCUGCUUGCCACUGUGACCGCCGGUGUCCCCGGCACGGGGACUGCUGUGAAGACUAUGACCAGCUGUGUACCGUGGAAGAGGACCCCAACGAGCCAGAGCCAUUCCUGGAGCUGGAGGAAGAGACAGAGGCCCCAGUGAGCCACUUGUACUCGGCGCCCAGCUCCUGCCGGGACCGCUGCCAGGAGGCCUUCGACAGGCACCAACCAUGCCACUGUGAUGCCCGCUGCCCAGAGUUUGGGAACUGCUGCAAGGAUUUCGAGAGCCUGUGUGGCCACGAAGGCUUCUCCUACAGCAGUGACGCCAUAACCAAGGAGGAACUGCAGAGCAUCUCUGAGAAGAUCUACAGGGCAGACACCAACAAAGCCCAGAAGGAAGAUGUCAUUAUUAACAGCCAAAACCGCAUCUCGCCCUCGGAGACCAGAGACCAAGUGGACUGCUGCCCAGAGCCGCUCUUCACAUAUGUCAACGAGAAGCUGUUUUCCAAGCCGACCUACGCCACCUUCAUCAACCUCCUCAACAACUACCAGCGGGCCACGGGCCGUGGGGAGCACUUCAGUGCCCAGCAGCUGGCCGAGCAGGAUGCCUUCCUCAGAGAGGUCAUGAAGACCGCGGUCAUGAAGGAACUCUAUGCCUUCCUCCAUCACCAGAACCGCUACAGCUCGGAACAAGAGUUUGUCAGUGACUUGAAGAACAUGUGGUUUGGGCUCUAUUCAAGAGGCAAUGGAGAGGAAGACUCAAGUGGCUUUGAACAUGUCUUCUCAGGUGAAGUCAAAAAAGGCAAAGUCACUGGCUUCCAUAACUGGAUCCGCUUCUACAUGCAAGAGAAGGAGGGCCUGGUCGACUAUUACAGUCACAUCUAUGACGGCCCUUGGGAUUCUUACCCCGACGUGUUAGCCAUGCAGUUCAACUGGGACGGCUACUACAAGGAAGUGGGCUCAGCCUUCAUCGGCAGCAGCCCUGAGUUUGAGUUUGCGCUCUACUCCCUGUGCUUCAUUGCCAGGCCCGGCAAAGUGUGCCAGUUAAGCCUGGGUGGAUACCCCUUGGCCAUCCAGACCUAUACGUGGGACAAGUCCACCUAUGGAAAUGGCAAGAAAUACGUCGCCACAGCCUAUGUGGUAUCUUCCACCCAAUAGAGCUUGGAACCAGACAGGGGCAUGAGGACAGUGGGAGCUCUGGCAAGACUCAGGUGCUAUCUGCUCUGGGCUGGAGGAGGAUGGGGAAGACUGGAGGGGGGAUUCCCAAGUCUAAAAAUGCCCUUAUGGGAAAGAGGGAAAAGAAACAAGUAAGAAAAAUGCAGAGAAACCGUCAAA